Kwoniella botswanensis is the source of this 510-nucleotide messenger RNA. RefSeq lists its product as uncharacterized. Bases 1 to 510 code for a protein of 169 amino acids. The transcript is spliced from 2 exons. Lineage: Eukaryota; Fungi; Basidiomycota; Tremellomycetes; Tremellales; Cryptococcaceae. The record is from RefSeq and is a predicted model, not a curated record.
AUGACACGACCAAAGUCCAAACAAUCACCUCCGCCAGCUUCAUCUUCCAGUUCAGAAGGGUAUUGUCAAUCAUGUGGACGAUUACUUCCCCGAGAGAACAAGACUGAUCCUACUGCGAGAAAAUAUUGUUCUUCGACAUGUCGAUUACAUAGUAAAUCCCCUUACCUCAAGGGUAUACGCACAGCCUUGAUCGAAGGCUAUCAUCGAUCGUUGAAUGAUCGUCCGACUAAUCAAGUGAUACUAUGUUCAGAAGUGGAAAAAAUCAUAUUUGAUCCCACUUCAAACAAGGAUAACAAGGACAAGGACGAUAAGGUAGACAGUAAUCAGGCAUCCACGCUAUCACCAACAGAACAAAGAGAAGAAUCACGUAGAGCUGCUAGAAGAAUAGUAGCGUUCGGUUUCCCUUCUCAGGGUAUAGCCGAAGAAGGAAGAGAGGUGGAAGCGAUACAGAAUGGGAAAAGUGUAGAAACAAGUUUCGCAAAAGGUGAAUGGGGUAUAAGAUGGAAAUGA